AUGGCCCGUGGCAGCCAAUUGGAGCCCUCGGUGGAGGGGGUGGAGGGGGCAAUAUACAGCCGCAGGAGGGGCAGCAGGGACAGGAAGAGGGGAUGGAGCAGGAGGAAGAACAGGAGGAAGAGGAGGAAGUAUGUGGGCAGCUCCCUCCUCACUCCUGCCAGCACCCUCACCACCACUACGUCGACCCAUUGCGCGACCAUCAAAGCUUGUUCCGCCCAAGCCACUACCACCACUACCACUAUCUCCAGUGACGGGUCCAUUACAACCCAGAUGGAAGGUUUAUUUCCUGCACCAUCUGCAGACAGCGCCAAAUGGUCAUCGAUACAGUCAAGUAUCUUGAGCAGACUGGCUUCAUAUGAUGCGAUUGUUAUGCCCCGGUUGACAUCUACCUCAACAGCAUCAACUAGUGAAGCUACCACAUCGACCUCUACAACAACUAGCCCGACCGCAUCUGAAACCUCGUAUGAUUGUGAGGGAUCGGACCGAUGCAAAACCUUCGCUAACCUGCGAUCGUUCUGUGAUAUGGCCAAGUCAUUCUUGAAGGAUGAUAUCACUUACCAGAAUACUGAGGGUGAGUGCUAUACGGAUGGCAAGAAUGCCGGUUAUGGCUGCGGUGUCUUUAUCGAAGCAAAAGAUUGCGAGAUGAAAGGGAGGGAAAUCGCCGUGGCCUAUGAUCAUAUACACCAAGAGACGGGCGGUGAUUGUGCGAAGUGUGGAUCGGCCUGGUUUUCUGACGGGUGUCGCGUGAAGGUUGACUAUGGGAGUGGAUGCAAAGCAACCAAUGGUCCGUUGGAACCGGUCCCUGGAAAUCCUACUAUCUCCUCGGCGUCUGCAUCCUUUAUAAAAUUGAGGACGAGGAUGAUUCUAUGUUUGUCUUCAAUCCAACUGGCGAAUCUAGCAAAUGGGGAGGAUAGGUAA
Aspergillus pseudotamarii is the source of this 918-nucleotide messenger RNA. RefSeq lists its product as uncharacterized. Lineage: Eukaryota; Fungi; Ascomycota; Eurotiomycetes; Eurotiales; Aspergillaceae. Bases 1 to 918 code for a protein of 305 amino acids. The record is from RefSeq and is a predicted model, not a curated record. The transcript has 3 exons.